Molecule: messenger RNA, 864 nt
Organism: Cucumis sativus (cucumber)
Lineage: Eukaryota; Viridiplantae; Streptophyta; Magnoliopsida; Cucurbitales; Cucurbitaceae
Exons: 2
Coding region: 182-574 (130 amino acids)
Source: RefSeq, a predicted model, not a curated record
CCAAAAACUUUCAAAGCCCACCACUUUUAAUUUUCUUUUUUCUUUAUAUUUAAGUCUCUCUCUCUCUCUCUCUCUCUCUCUCAUUUCUCCUUUUUCUCCUGUUUGGUAGUUCAUCUUCAUCAUCUCAUUAAGUUUCUUUUUUUCUUUUCAUUUUUAGUUUGGUAAAAUUACAAUAACAAUAAUGGUGGAUCUUCAGAUCGUUUGUUGCAUGUGUGGCGAUAUCGGUUUCCCCGACAAGCUCUUCCACUGUAACAAGUGUCGCAACCGCUUCCAACAUUCCUACUGCAGCAAUUACUAUAGUGAAUCGGCGGAGCCAAUAGAGGUGUGUGAUUGGUGUCAGUGUGAAGGACGGAGCACCUCCAGAUCACAUGGAAGCUCGUCCAGGAGACCGCCCUCCACUGGUACAAACGCCACCGGAAUCAUGACCCGCUCCGAGUAUUCCGGCGACAAAUUAAUCAAGCAUCAUCAUCAUGAUUCUCCCACCGAGAAGGGGAAGCACGGCGGCGCCGGUAGUACUUCGUCGCCCAGGCCGACGACGCGGAGGUACAAGCUUCUCAAGGACGUAAUGUGCUGAAAAAAGGACGGUGUGAGCUAAAACGCAGCGUUUUGGGGUUCGUUUUAUUUUCUCUCGAUAUAUAUAGUUCUCUUUUUCUUAUUCUCAAAUGUUAAUUAUUAUUAUUAUUAUUAUUAUUAUUAUUAUAUAUAUAUAUAUAUAUGUAGAUAUAUGAUAUAGGUUUGCUUUUGAGUGUGCGUGGAAAUUACAUCUGUAGACUCCAUGAAUUUUGCUUUGUGUUAUAUAUAUAUAUAUUAUAUAGUUUGCACUUUAGAUAUUUAAAUAAUAAAAAAAAUUGUAAUUAUAGUGUA